This is a messenger RNA of Ceratotherium simum simum (southern white rhinoceros), 888 nucleotides long. It is a transcript of the gene ECRG4, whose product is annotated as ECRG4 augurin precursor. The record is from RefSeq and is a predicted model, not a curated record. Lineage: Eukaryota; Metazoa; Chordata; Mammalia; Perissodactyla; Rhinocerotidae. Gene Ontology annotation, biological process: regulation of cell population proliferation; anaphase-promoting complex-dependent catabolic process; G1 to G0 transition.
GGUGGCCCCAGCAUCGCUAGCAUCCGUGGCCUUGGCAUUUCGGAGCAGCGCUCCGUGGAGCUCAGCGCGGCCGCUUGGCCCGUGGCCCGUUGGCUCGGCGCCCGCCCGGCGGUCCCGCCCCGGCAGGGACGCAGGGAGCACCCGCCCGCCGGCGCCCCUCUCUCCCGCGCCCAGUCCUCCCGCGCAGCGGCUCGCGGUGCGCGCGUUUCCCUCCUGCCCACCCGGUGCAGCCAUGGCCGCCUCCUCUGCGCGGCCCGCCGUCCUGGCCAUGAGCGCACUGGCGCUGCUCCUGCUGCUGUGCCUGGGCCCAGGUGGCAUAAGUGGAAAUAAACUCAAGCUGAUGCUUCAAAAACGGGAAGCACCUGCUCCAACUAAGACUAAAGUGGCUGUGGACGAGAGCAAAGCUAAGGAAUUCUUGAGCAGCCUGAAGCGCCAGAAACGGCAGCUCUGGGACCGGACUCGGCCGGAGGUCCAACAGUGGUACCAGCAGUUCCUCUACAUGGGCUUCGAUGAAGCGAAAUUUGAAGAUGAUGUCACCUAUUGGCUGAACAGAGAUCGGAAUGGACACGACUACUACGACGAUUACCACCAGCAUCACUAUGAUGAAGAUGCUGCGAUCGGUCCCCGGAGCCCCGACAGCUUCAGGCACGGGGCCAGCGUCAACUACGACGACUACUAACCGUUAGGUACCACGCGGUGUACAAGGAACCUCUUCGUCACGCCUCGCACCAUUUGGUUUCUGUUGUGCUUUAUUUCAGUAGUUCUUUUCUACCCACUUUCUGUGACCAGAAAGGAAGUUAAAACAAUAUAAAUGCCUUUUGAUAUUUCAUGCAAGUGCCUAAAAAUGCAUUUCAUUUAAAAACAGAAAUAAAAGCAUUUUGUUAAAAA